Molecule: messenger RNA, 663 nt
Organism: Suillus plorans
Lineage: Eukaryota; Fungi; Basidiomycota; Agaricomycetes; Boletales; Suillaceae
Exons: 3
Coding region: 1-663 (220 amino acids)
Source: RefSeq, a predicted model, not a curated record
AUGUCUACUCGUCGUGCUACACGAGCCAAGAAUGCGGCUCAGCACCCUGGUCUUCUAGACUUGACACCGAAGAGGAAAUGUCGCAUGAAGGCAGAAGUAGCUGCAGAUCGUCAGGCUAAGUUGGAGGUGAAGAAAGAGAAAGAACGUGCCAAUGAUGCUGGAAUCAAACGUGUCGCUGACUAUGAGAAGAAUCAAGCAGACAACAACGCACUUGCUGAUGCCACCCCAUGGGUUAUGAUGGAUGCUGGGGGUCUUGCACUGUCAUGUGCUGCGGUUGAACGAGCUUUGACACUCUGGUCCACCCAUACGCUGACUAUCAAAAUGGUUCGGGCUGCUAAGGGUAAAAAUAUCACUUUGCCGAAGACGCUGAAUCAAUCGACCGGUAAGGUAUCUAGUCGACAAACGGGAUUCAACGGCAUCUCUUGGGGUACAUCUACGCGAGCCUAUGCAAAGGAAAUCGUGAAGAACCUGCACGAUGACAAAUUCAACACUAUCAUCGCAUCUGCAAUGGAAUUUUCAAAGAAGAGUCGUUGGCCUUGUGAUGAUAUUGCUGAUGAUGUCGCUGAAGAUGAACUCCUUGAUCUGGAUGAGCGUGCUCAACUAGUUGAUAUAUCAGACACCGAAUCUGAGUCUAAGGGAGAUGGUGACUCUGGCGCAGAGUAA